AUGCCUGGGAAUGCGUUAUAUGUGGAAUGGCCUAUUCUGAUCGGCAAGACAUCGUGGCUUGUAUUGCAUUCGUACGAACUUUACGAACUCAACGUCGAUAUGGGUUUCACACGCGGAUUUGCGACAAAUACUGUGGGAGUAUCCACAUUUUCGAGUGCAGGCAACUACUUCGCCCAGAAUAACUGGAGACUUGGAUGCACCAAGCUAAAGGGCUACCGGACACAAAUUCUUUAUACGUAUAACAACAACAUGCUUGAGUUCCAGAACGAUAUGGCACGAAAUGAAAGAAACAUGACGCCACGGAACGGAGAACAACGUGAAAAAGAAUUGGUUUUUUUGGCGUACCACGGCAACAAGCUCUUGCCAUUGCAACUCAGGAACCCGGAACCGGACGUUGGCUUACUCGGUAUAUCCCACUUUCCCUCCCAUUAUCCUGGUAUCCAGACGCUUCGGUGGCGCCGAUUCAACUCUUGCAGAGACCGAAUCAUCUUCCCUUCUAUCCAUUGUACAAUACCUCUGAUUCGGCGCAAUACCCGCUGUGGAGUAUCUACGGUGCUUCCCACCCAGACUCUGUACGUCGACACGGGACACGAUAAUGCAUGA
This is a messenger RNA of Guyanagaster necrorhizus, 603 nucleotides long. RefSeq lists its product as uncharacterized. The record is from RefSeq and is a predicted model, not a curated record. Lineage: Eukaryota; Fungi; Basidiomycota; Agaricomycetes; Agaricales; Physalacriaceae. The coding region runs from base 1 to 603 and encodes 200 amino acids. The transcript is spliced from 3 exons.